Molecule: messenger RNA, 1233 nt
Organism: Ambispora gerdemannii
Lineage: Eukaryota; Fungi; Glomeromycota; Glomeromycetes; Archaeosporales; Ambisporaceae
Source: the annotation of a GenBank genome assembly
AUGCAAGCAGUAACUUACCAAAAGCCUUACACAAUCGUCGUUGAGAAAGUACCAAUACCAGAGUUAAUCGAGUCAACGGAUGUUAUAGUUAAAGUGAUUGUUAGUGGAUUGUGUGGCUCAGAUCUUCAUGUUUAUAGACAUCAUGAAGAAAGACUGGAUAAAGGAACGAUAAUGGGUCACGAGUUUGUCGGAGUAGUGGACAAGAAAGGCUUAGAUGUAAAAAAUCUUGACAUUGGCGAUAGAGUGUUGUCACCUUUUACAACCAAUUGUGGAGAGUGUUUUUAUUGUACCCGAGGAAUAACAUGCCGUUGCGAUAAAGGCAAACUUUACGGCUGGAUAGCAAAGGGCGAAGGAAUCCACGGCGCACAAACAGAAUACGUUCGAGUUCCUUUAGCAGAUUCAACACUAGUAAAGUGUCCGGAAAAAAUAUCAAAUAUCGAAGCUCUUCUAGCUGGGGAUGUAUUCUCUACCGGAUUAUUUUGCGCUGAAAAUGGAAUCGGGAAUUUAUCAGCCAUCGAGCGAGAACAAAGUGUUAUUGUGGUUCUUGGAUGCGGUCCUGUUGGACUGAUGAGUAUUGUUUCUGCUAUACAUUUGGGAGCAAAAAACGUGUUAGCGGUUGAUAGUAUCGGUGAAAGAUUGCAAUUAGCGAAAGAUUAUGGAGCAAUGACUGUGAUUAAUUUUUUGAAUGAGGAUGUAUAUGAGAUGAUUAAAGGUAUCACUGAUACACGGGGAGCGGAUGUUGUUUUAGAGGCUGUCGGAAAUAAUAAGGCUUUGGAAUUAGCAUUCAAAAUACUUCGUCCGGCCGGCAUUAUUUCAAGUGUUGGAGUACACUCAGGCAAAGUGUUUCCAUUUAGUCCCGAAGACGGUUACAAUAAAAAUGUAACAUACAAAUCCGGUCGCUGUCCCGCUCGUCACAUGAUAACCAAAACCCUUCCGCUACUCGAAGCGAAAAAAUACAACGUCGAGAAAAUUGUGUCGCAUCGUUUCAAACUAUGUGAUGCUGUUCACGGCUACACAAUUUUCGAACAACAUUUAGAAGGGUAUUCAAUACCUUCGUCUUCAUCGACUCCAUCAAUAAACGACAACAAUAUUAAUUUCUCUAAUUCGAGAAGAUCGAAAAAAGUGAAAGAAAUCGAGCUUUUCGAGAAUAAAAGUUUAGCAAAAACCAAGAGAAAACAACCAAUCGAAUGCGAAGAGAAUCCACAACAGUUAUUGACGACGAAAAUAGUGUAA